CUGCUGCUCCUUUUUUUGUAGUCGGUAUUUUAAAGUUAGGAAAUCACCACAAAAACACUCACCCCGCGCCAAAGGGCACACCUCACACGUUUGAAUUUUUUUUGGGGGAGGAGUUUCUGGCGUUGCUCUUUUCUGCUGCGUUAAACAAACAGCACCAUGACGCUGUCGAAUAUACCUCCACCUCUUUUAAGAGCCAGCCCACCCACCACCGUUUCCUCAGUCGCCACUAUUCCAUCGCCUUACCAUCACCUUCCACCACCCAAUAUUGCAGCCAAACCCGUUCCCUCGUCUUCCAAUUAUGGUCUACCACCGCCCAAUGUCACUAACGACAUGCUUUAUUCCAACGCAGCCGUGUUACCUUAUCCCGCCCCACCCAUGCACCACCACCAUCACCGGCCACCUCCGAUUAUGCCAACCUUACCACCUCCCAUUGUUACCACAGCACUCACACCGUCUCCCGCACCCAUUGACUUGACAUCCUCGCCGACUUCGGCAUCCUCCGUCGCAGGGUAUCGCCCGCUCAACGUUCGAGACGCAUUGAGCUAUCUGGACCAAGUCAAAAUACGGUUCGCUGAUCAACCCGAUGUGUAUAAUCAAUUUCUGGAUAUCAUGAAAGAUUUCAAGAGCCAAGCUAUUGAUACCCCUGGCGUGAUUGAGCGUGUGUCGAUCCUGUUCAAAGGCCAUCCGGUGUUAAUAUCGGGGUUCAAUACCUUUCUACCUCCGGGUUACCGAAUUGAAUGCUCCACCGAUCCACGACACCCUGAUUUGAUUCACGUCACCACACCUUCAGGCACCACUACCACCGGCCCUAGUACACAUUUCAAGGUGGAACCGGCCCCUUCAUCCCAACCUCUCGUCCAACCCUCAUCCUACUACCAGUCACCAUACGGACAAAGACCGGCUUUAACUCCCGUCGCAGGCUUUCAAGCGACUCCUCCUCCUCCAGCAGCACUCGUACCGGCAACCACAGCAACAUCCUCGACAACUAUGUCGUUACAUGAAUUGCAACAAAACGUGUCAACUCCAGCAACUGAACACGGGUAUUGGCCAACUUAUACAAAGCCAUCCUCGCAAUCUAUGCUGCCUCGAGAAACAGAUUCCGCCACGAAGUCUUUGGCAGUAACUCAGAAACGUCCUCCCGUGGAGUUCAAUCAUGCCAUCAACUAUGUCAAUAAGAUCAAGAGUCGUUUUGCGAAUGAUCUAGACACCUACAAGCAAUUUCUGGAAAUUCUGCAGACAUAUCAAAAAGACCAAAAACCCAUUACUGAAGUUUAUAAGCAUGUCCAUUAUUUGUUUCGGAAUUCACCCGAUUUAUUGGACGAAUUCAAGCAGUUCUUACCCGAAAUCACCGGGCAGACAACGAAUGAUGCAAACUCGGACAAGCGCCGUUGGUCUACCAAACGGGCAAGUGAAGAUGAUGGACAUCACGAACCUUACAGUUCCACCUAUUCGAAACGAAAAAAAAUCCAUGGGAACAAUGGCAAAUAUCAAAAGAGUGACGCCGAGGAACCAUACGCUUAUCCUGCAUUAUCCACGAUGGACCCUGUGAUGCCGUCCAUUACCAUGGAAGAAAUCGAGCUAUUUGACAAGAUUCGAAAACAUAUCGGCAACAAGCCUUCCUACGAAGAGUUUUUGAAAACUCUGAAUUUGUAUACCCAGCAAAUCAUCGAUAUGGAUGGAUUGAUGAAUCAGCUGAAAGCGUUCCUCGGCAGCAAUAAGGAACUCUUUGAUUGGUUCAAGUCCAUUAUCGCCUAUGAACCCAAUCAUCAGAUCAUCGAUCACGGAUUCAACGAUGUUCCCAAACCAGAUUUGAACGAAUGCCAAGCCAUCGAAAGUAGCGCCAGCUACCGCAUUCUACCCAAAGAAUGGCAAAACCAGCCUUGUUCUGGACGCGAUCAGAUGUGCUGGGAAGUAUUGAACGACGUUUAUGCAUCACACCCCAUCUGGGAACGCGAAGAUGCCGGCUUUGUCGCUUCAAAAAAGAAUCAAUAUGAAGAAAGUCUGCACAAAUGCGAAGAAGACAGAUAUGACUAUGAUCUCAACAUUGAAGCCAAUUUAACUACCAUUGCUUUAUUGGAGCCUAUUGCCGAGAGGAUCGAUAAAAUGACAUUAGAAGAGAAAACUGUGUUCCGACUGGAACCAGGGCUGGGCGGGGAAACAGUUUCGAUCUACAGACGGGUCAUCAAAAAAGUGUAUGGCAAAGAACGCGGCGAGGAAAUAAUCGGUCUGCUCUAUAAGAAACCCGUCCAAGUCGUUCCUGUUCUCUUGAGACGGCUGAAAUCCAAACAUGCAGAAUGGAAGAAAGCGCAAAACGAGUGGUCCAAAGUGUGGCGCGAACUGGAUAGCAAAAAUUAUUAUAAAUCACUGGAUUACCAAGGACUCACGUUCAAGAGUAACGAUCGCCGCACGAUUGCUACCAAAGCGUUGGUUGCCGAGAUUGAAGCGCUGUCGCAGAAAGAGAAAGAACGCAGACUCAUGCCUUCACGGGUGAAUGUGAAUCCCCACUUUCGAUUCACACUCAGUGAUACAACCGUAAUCAAGGAUAUCGCCAAGCUGCUUACAUCAUUUAUACAGCAACAACGAUCAUUCUCUACGCGCAGGGAACGCGCACAGGCAUGUGAACUGAUUCGAGUCAUGAUCCCUCUUUUCUACCGCCUCGAUGAUUUCAGCACGGACGAUCUCAGGCACACGGUAGAAGAGGUCGAAGAAGAGGGAGACAGGAACGAGGAAGUCAACGAUGAAGAAGGCGAAGAGGAAGACGAUGAAAACACAUCAGCGCACACCGAUGAUUCGGAUACAGAUGGCCGAUCGGGUCGACGCAACCCUGACGACGUUAAAGAAUCCGGACUGUUACGCGAUGUGCUUUUGCGGAAAAAGGAACUCGCGGCUUCAGGGAAUAGAGAAAAUAGUCCGUCCGAAUCGCGAGACAAGUCUCCCUCAUCCUCUGAGGAACCGCCCAAUCCAGAGGUCGAGUCCAGUGCUACUGCCGCGGAUAUCUCGGGUGUCAAACGAUCCUCCUCAGAAGCCACGUCAGCCUCUCGUGAUGGCCGUGAGGGCAAGGAAAAUAUGGUGGACAUUGUUUCCUCCAUGUUGACCGGAGCAUUACGAAAACAUAUGACGCAGGAUUUUUUCUGCAACACCAACUUUUAUUGCUUCUUCCGAUUGUACCAGAUCGUAUACGAACGUUUGCUAAAGAUGAAGAGUAUUGAUGCUGACAUCAGAACCAAUGCUAGCAAAGGCAAAACGGUGAGCAAAGUAGCUCGUGAAUUGGGAAUCCAGUGCACCCGCUUUAACGAUAUCGAUUUAUCUGCCGGUCACUAUGCAGCACUUCUUACAUUGAUUGGCCGUUAUUUUGAAGAAGAUGGGCUGGACCAACAAGGCUUUGAAGACGGAGCUCGUUAUAUUUUUGGCAUCCAGGCGUACAUUCUGUUUAGUAUUGACAAGAUUUUUCAAGCCAUGAUCAAGCAGAUUGAAGUGAUACUGAAUGAUACCAAGUCGGUGGAUCUCAUGAAACUAUUCCGUCGUCAUUGUGAGCUCGAAAGCCCGACCCCACGUCAAUUAUCCGUAUAUCGCCUACGGGCCGAAGAAGCGAUUGGCUCCAAUGAGCAUACAUACCGAAUCCAGCUAAAUAUCAACACAAAGACGAUGGGAAUUCAACUGCUAAGUGAAGAGGAUGUGGACGAUGAUGCGGACCCCGAAGAUGAUUAUGAAAGCUACGUGACGAGUUAUAUGAAUUGGUCCCAAGUCACUGAAGGCAUUGACACCACGCAAUUAACACCCGUCUAUCUCAACAGAAACUUGAAAUCGAAAUCUUCCUUGUCGGGACCCGUUUACGUUCAUUCAAAGCUGCAAUACAAGAUAUGUCAAAAUUCAUACCAUAUGUUUUACAUCAUUGGUUCCGAAGAUGGAUUUAUGCGCAAAAAGGACACAUCAUUGAAGACUGCGAUGGAUAUUGAUCAGCUGUUGCCGAGUGAUCAAGCGCCGAGUGAUGAAGCAUCGAGCGAUCAAACAUCAUUAAAAUUUACCCAGUGGGUCAACAAGGCAAACGCAAGCAACACUGAACGUCAAAAAUUGGAAGAGGACGCUCGACAGUGGCUCCAAGGCGCUUCAACAGUGGAGGAGUGAUCUACCAUAGUCCCAGCUGGGGAACCAUGACUUCCCCAUUGUUAUGUAUAUAUUAUUGCAGACACUAGUCCAGGCAUGUCACCAAGCUCCUUUCUAGGUGGACUUUGUAUUAUUUC
This is a messenger RNA of Radiomyces spectabilis, 4241 nucleotides long. RefSeq lists its product as uncharacterized. Gene Ontology annotation, biological process: negative regulation of transcription by RNA polymerase II. Lineage: Eukaryota; Fungi; Mucoromycota; Mucoromycetes; Mucorales; Radiomycetaceae. The transcript is spliced from 14 exons. Gene Ontology annotation, molecular function: transcription corepressor activity. The record is from RefSeq and is a predicted model, not a curated record. Gene Ontology annotation, cellular component: Sin3-type complex; chromatin. The coding region runs from base 157 to 4125 and encodes 1322 amino acids.